ACAAAAACAAAAACCCAUAAACCUCAAACCAGCCAAUUUCUCUCUCUCUCUCUCUCUCUCUCUCUCUCUCUCUCUCUCUCUCUCUCUACAUCACAUUGAACAUACACAUGCAUUCAUGAGCUGGGCCUUGGAUGAUCUUUCUGGUGGGGCUUCGGUGGUGGUGGUGGUGAAAUGGGGUGUCUCAUAUCUCAACUGGCCUCCAAAUUCGCCUUCUUCCCUCCCUCUCCUGCCACCUACGCCGUAAAGAAGUGCGACGGCGGAAAGCUCUCCGCCGUCUCCACAGCAGGGUCGACGCCCCUGCCGAUCGGCGGCGACUGCAACGGGUCGCCGUCCCCGUCGCUCGACGUGCUGCUGCUGGACACCAAGAGAGGGAACAAAAUCGUGGCGUUCUAUCUGAGGAACCCGUGCGCUCGCCUCACUGUGCUCUACUCCCAUGGCAAUGCGGCUGAUUUGGGUCAGCUCUUUGACCUCUUUGUUCAGCUCAAAGCCAAUCUCAGGGUCAACCUCAUGGGGUACGAUUAUUCUGGCUAUGGAGCCUCUACAGGCAAGCCAAGUGAAUCCAACACAUAUGCUGACAUAGAGGCAGUAUACGAGUGUCUUCAGACAGACUAUGGUGUUAGCCAGGAAGACUUAAUUCUGUACGGACAGUCAGUGGGAAGUGGGCCAACACUGCACUUAGCAGCUAAGUUGCCGAGGUUGAGAGGCGUAGUUCUGCACAGUGCCAUUCUUUCCGGUCUUCGUGUGGUCUGCCGUGUGAAAUUCACGUUUUGCUGUGACAUAUAUAAGAAUGAAAAGAAAAUUCGAAAGGUGAAGUGCCCUGUGCUGGUGAUACAUGGUACGGAAGAUAGCGUUGUAAAUUGGUUUCACGGUAAUGGAUUAUGGAAAAUGGCCAAGGACCCGUAUGAGCCCUUGUGGGUUAAGGGAGGUGGACACUGCAACUUGGAGCUGUACCCAGAUUAUAUCCGCCACCUUUGCAAGUUCAUCCAAGAAAUGGAGAACAUAACUUCAGCAACCCGCCUUAGAAAAAUCAGGCAAAACCUCCAUUUGAAUAAGAUUGCUAUCAAAAGGUGUUGUCGGAUCAAAUGUUUCCGGAUAAAAUUCCGACGACCAAAAUUCCCAGAAUGUUUGAAACCAAGCUGCACAAAAUGUUGUUGCCGACCGAAAUGCCCAGAAUGGCAAUGUAGAUGCCCAAAAUGGCAAUGUAGAGGCCUGGAGUCACCAUGUAAAUGCAUGGAGUGUCGAUGCAAAUGCCUUGAAUGUUGGAGACCAGGUUGUUUGAAAUGCUUGUGCUAGCUAUAGUCAAUGGUUGGGUAUAAAUAGCUUUGGACGGUAAAGCAGCAUAAUGAAAAGUAAUGGUGUUUAUAGUAGAUUGCUGAACUAGCUAACACACCUCAAAACAUGUGCAGUAGCGUGGUUAAACAAGAGGAAGUAGAAACUAAUUAGAAUUGUUGGAAGGGAUACAGUCUGAUUAUAUGGUUUCCUGAUUCGAGUUGCUUUCCUGGAACUUUGUAUUUAAUUUGCUGCUGUAUUUAGAAUAUUUCGUUUUUUGAUUUGCAGAAUCAUGCUUUGAUCAA
Messenger RNA from Rhododendron vialii, 1574 nucleotides. RefSeq lists its product as uncharacterized. Bases 172 to 1293 code for a protein of 373 amino acids. The record is from RefSeq and is a predicted model, not a curated record. NCBI's taxonomy places the organism in Eukaryota, Viridiplantae, Streptophyta, Magnoliopsida, Ericales, Ericaceae. The transcript is spliced from 5 exons.